AUGGCUUCAUUUGGUUUUCUGGAUGAUUUACUUCGUGAAUAUUUGCAUUAUCGUGGUUUUAAUUCAACGUUACGUAGUUUCGAAGUUGAAACAUUAAAAACAGAUAAAAUUACUAGUGGAAUUGGUGGUUUGAGUUUUCGAGCUGAUCGGAUCGUGGAACAAUUAACAAUGUACAUAAAUACAUAUGAUAUCAAUGCUUUAAUGGACUAUUGGCAAUUAAUUGAAAAUCGUUUGUUUAGUUUAGUUUUACGUUCAACACAACAACAACAACAAAAUAAUGGUUUAAAUAAAAUUCGUACAAAUCUCUAUCGUUGUUAUCUUGUUCAUGCGAUACAAUCAUCAAAAAAUGAUAAAGUAUUAGAAUUUUUUGAAAAGUUAACAAAAUCACUCCAGCAUUUGCCUGAAUGGAAAGAAUGGUUUGCGCUGCCAUUUAUCAAAAAUCCUGAUGAAAAUUCGACAUUUCAAACAUACUUUUCUAAACAGUGGAAUGAUUUAUUUUGGAUAUCAUUACAAAAUUUUCUUUCAAUGGCAUUUUAUCACAUGGCACCUCCAAAAUUAUGUUCAUUUGCAGACGAAAGCAGUAUUCAACAUUCAUCGAGCACAGUUGGCAAUAUUAUUGGACAAAUAAGUCAGACUAAUAGAGCAUCACUGCCAAUUUCAGCUCGUCUUGACCCGUCUGCGACACAAUUUCCUGAAGUUAUUGAUGGUUUUCGCCCUGGAUUGCCAGGACGCGGUCAAACAUCAACAUCCAAUACAUCAAAUACGAUAAUUUCAAAACUAAGAAGUAAUUUUCUUACAAAACCAAAUCAGAAUCGAGUAAAAACAAUCGCAGUGCCUACGGGACCUUCGACCGCAACAACAACAAUCACACCGAUUUCUACAAGUGCAACAACUUCUAGCACAACCUUAUUGUCGACGAAACCGUUCAGUGAAUCAACAGCGUAUACGGGCAAUAAAUUAUUAUUGGAUGACAGUACAUCUUUUACACAAAAGCAAGCAAUGGCAGUUGGAUCUGUGAUGAACGAUGAGGAUUCACUUCUAUUCAACAAUCCUUUUCAAGAGAAAAUAUUGGAUGAAAUUGAUGGACCAUUUUUUACCAAGAAACCAUUAUCCACUAAUGAAAUGAACGAAGGCCAGGAGAAUAUUGUGUAUUGUGCAGAGUUAAAAAAUCAUACAACAACAGUAAUCGAUUGCAAAUUAAAUGCAAAUUCAUCGAUGUAUUCAACACUCGAUGUACAAAGUCAUGUAAAAAUUUGGUCAUCGAUCGAAGACUUUAACAUACUUACAUCAUUGUGGUCGAGAACAUCGGCACUACAGUGUCAGUGUUGGGAUAGACAAAAUGCACUUUUACUUUAUCUUGGGACAUCUGUUUCAACAAUAAAAGUAUUACAUGUAUUAGAAAAGAAAAUCGUCAAUGAACAGAUUAUUGAUAAAAAUUAUCCAAGAGUCAUGUGUAUGCAAACAGAUCCCACUCAGGAUCGUUUAUUUAUUUCACUGGCCAGUUCAAGUCGACUGAAUACCAUGAUGAAUGUCCGAAAUCGUUCUGGUCGCGUUGUCAUGUUAGAUUUGACUAAAUGGUCUCACGAUCGUUUACUCGUUGACACGGAUGAUUCAUUUAUCACUUGUAUGAAUGUUGACAGAGAGCGACAGUUGCUCGUUUUAGGUGCUGAUGGAAAAUUAAAACUAUAUGAUUGUCGUUCUGGUACACAGACUCAUCAAAGUCAACGUCAUCAACGGCUUGUUCAAGACAUUCACUUUGGUCCUGCAGAAGACGGUCUCUUGUAUACAAUAGGAAAUGAUAAUACUAUAGUUCAAUGCAGUCUAUCUUCUUUUGAUAAACCAAUGCGAACUUAUGAGUUACCUUUUCAAGCUGUUGGUCCUUUUACACUCAAUGCCAGUAGUUCGAAUGCAUUGCAACGUACACCGUCAACUUCAUCACCACUCAAACUUUAUCCGUUGGGAAGUGUAUUUGCAUUUGAUCAUACAGACUACGAUACAAUAUUAACAUGUGCAGCAAAUAGCUCUUAUUUGUAUCGCUUAUCAACUUCUACUAUAAUCCAAAAAGUUGUUUUUGACAACAAAACAAGAGUGAACAAUUCUUCAGAUGAAUUAUCAACAAUCGGUGAAGAAGAACCUUCAACAUCCUGUGUACACUGGAAUGCUGAAAGUGACUUAUGCACAGUUGGAAAUACAAAAGGAACUGUACAUUUAUUUCGUUAUAAGAGAUCGUCAGACCUUCCGCAAUAA
Didymodactylos carnosus is the source of this 2247-nucleotide messenger RNA. The record is from the annotation of a GenBank genome assembly. NCBI's taxonomy places the organism in Eukaryota, Metazoa, Rotifera, Eurotatoria, Philodinida, Philodinidae.